Messenger RNA from Lactuca saligna, 840 nucleotides. NCBI's taxonomy places the organism in Eukaryota, Viridiplantae, Streptophyta, Magnoliopsida, Asterales, Asteraceae. The record is from the annotation of a GenBank genome assembly.
AUGGCUUCAUCGGAAGAACCCGAUAGCACCACCUCCAUGCCCCAACCCUACAGGCUAAAGCAAACCCUCACAGGCCACAAACGUUCCAUCUCCAGCGUCAAAUUCUCCGACGACGGCAAGCUAAUCGCCACCUCUUCCGCUGACAAGACCGCCCGAACGUGGUCCACCUCCGAUGGAUCUCCUCUCCAAGAAUUCAUCGGCCACGAACAAGGAAUCUCAGACGUCGCGUUCUCCUCCGACGCUCGGUACCUCGCCACCGCUUCCGAUGACAAGACCGUCCGCCUCUGGGAUGUAUCCACUGGUUCACUCGUCAAAACCCUAAUCGGACACACAAACUACGUCUUUUGCGUAAAUUACAACCCUCAAUCGAACAUGAUUGUCUCCGGUUCCUUCGAUGAGACAGUUAGGGUUUGGGACGUGAAAUCCGGCAAAUGCUUGAAGGUGCUUCCGGCGCAUUCUGAUCCUGUAACCGCUGUGAACUUCAAUCGCGACGGGACGUUAAUCGUGUCUAGUAGUUACGAUGGAUUGUGCAGGAUUUGGGAUGCAUCCACAGGGCAUUGUACCCUGGAUAGUACACUGAGGUUAUGGAAUCUAUCAACUGAGGACAAUUGUGUAUACUUAUGGGAACUUCAAACAAGAAAAAUAGUCCAGAAACUUGAAGGUCACACAGAUGCUGUAAUAACAGUUGCUUGUCACCCAACUGAGAACAUGAUUGCUUCAGGUGCUCUUGAAAAUGAUAAAACAGUCAAGAUCUGGAUUCAGGAGGUCAACAAAAUAGAAGAUCAAACAGAAGCAAUUGAAACAAUAAAACAAUUCUGUAGUUUAGUUGGUUUCUUUUGA